Molecule: messenger RNA, 5185 nt
Organism: Syngnathus acus (greater pipefish)
Lineage: Eukaryota; Metazoa; Chordata; Actinopteri; Syngnathiformes; Syngnathidae
Product: protein bicaudal C homolog 1-like
Exons: 21
Coding region: 231-3170 (979 amino acids)
Cellular component (GO): cytoplasm
Molecular function (GO): protein binding; RNA binding
Source: RefSeq, a predicted model, not a curated record
GACUUUCUCGCUGUGUUGGCUGCAGCCGCUGCACUUAAGCGCACAGCCUGCAGAGAGAGCAGGGUCUGCCUAUUUUUAGCCCCCCCUCCCCAAGUCAGCGCUCAAAUGGGGGGAAAUGACGCGGCGUGAAGGUUUCGUGAGGCCCAGCUACCGAGUGACGGAACACGCGGUCCAGCACAACUCGGUAACUUUUUUUGAGUCCUCCUCCACCGCUGAAGAGUAGCGCCGCCAUGGCUGCCCAGUGCGACGCUUUGAGCGGAUACUUGCAGCAGCAACAGCAGCUGCAGUCGGACCAGGGCUCCAACAGCGAGCGCAGCGCAGACUCGCCUUUGCCGGGCUCCGAGGAGGACCUGAGUGGACCCCAUCAGCUGCCCGAUCCGGAGUGGACGGAGGAGCGCUUCCGAGUGGACCGAAAGAAGCUGGAAUUUAUGUUGCUAGCCGCCUCAGAGGGGAGAGUCAACGGCGGGGAGGAUUUCUUUCAGAAGAUUAUGGACGAUACACAAACACAGAUCGCCUGGCCUUCCAAGCUGAAGAUCGGCGCAAAGUCGAAAAAAGAUCCACACAUCAAAGUGUGCGGCAAGAGGGAACACGUGAGGGACGCCAAAGAGAGAAUUAUGUCGGUGCUCGAUACAAAGAGUAACAGGGUGACGCUGAAGAUGGACGUUUCGCACACGGAGCACUCGCACGUGAUCGGCAAAGGCGGCAACAACAUCAAGCGGGUGAUGGAGGAGACGGGCUGCCACAUCCACUUCCCCGACUCCAACAGGAACAACCAGGCGGAGAAAAGCAACCAGGUGUCUAUCGCGGGGCAGCCAGGAGGGGUGGAGGCAGCUCGAGUUAAAAUCAGGGAGCUGCUCCCUCUCGUGCUGUCUUUCGAGCUCCCGGCCAUCAUGCAGUCGGACCCUAGCUCGCCGAGUGUGCAGGCCAUCUCGCAGACGUACAACCUCAUCGUGUCCUUCAAACCGCCCACGCGGCUCUACAGGGCCACCGGCGUGGUGCGCGGCUCCCAAAACAACGCCGUCAAGCGUGGCACAGCUCUGCUGCUGGAGCACCUGGCAGGCAGCUUGGUGAGCACCAUCUCCGUGAGCACCCACCUGGACAUCGCCCCCCAGCACCACCUCUUCAUGAAAGGCCGCAACGGCAGCAACAUCAAGCACAUCGCCCAGAGGACAGGCGCCCAGAUCCACUUCCCCGACCCCAACGCCCCCCAGAAGAAGUCCACCGUCUACAUCCAGGGCACCAUUGAGUCAGUGUGCCUCGCCCGUCAGUACCUCAUGGGCUGCCUGCCACUGGUGCUGAUGUUCGACAUAAAAGAGGACGUGGAGGUGGAGCCUCAGUGUAUCACGGCCCUAAUGGAGCAACUGGAUGUCUUCAUCAGUAUCAAACCCAAGCCCAAGCAGCCCAGCAAGUCUGUCAUCGUGAAGAGCGUGGAGAGGAAUGCCGUCAACAUGUACGAAGCUCGAAAGUUCCUGCUGGGCCUGGAGAGCAACGGCGUGUCUUGCUCCUCGCCGUCGGUGGCCGUCAACCCGGCCCCUAACGGGCCCUCGCCGUCCCUCAUCUGUCCCGUUGGCCUGGACAUCUUGGCCUCAGCUGGUCUGGGGCUCAGCAACCUGGGCUUCCUGGGCGCGACGGCGUCCCAUUCGCUGGCCAACUCACUGGCCAACUCGGCCGCCCCCAACGCCGUCCUAAACACCUUAAACUCCUCCAUGAGCCCCCUGCAGACCCCCAGCACGCCUACGCCCUCGCUGUGGCCCAGCUCGCUCACCACUGCCCAAGCCUUCUCGUCCCAGUUGAUGCUACAUCCGGCCACCCACGCCACGCUGAGCAGCAUCCUGCUGUCGGGGGUGCAAGGCUACACACAGAACACACCCUCCCCUCCGCCGGGCCUGGCGCCCAUCGACAAGCAGCCCAACGGCGUCCCCGACUGCGCCAAGGCAGCCUGCGCUCUCAACGGCCACGUUAAGCAUCCGGCUUCAGUCUACGGGAGGAUAGCCACUGCGUCGCUUGCCGAAACAGUUUUGAGUCCGGCGCCAUGCGACUCCAUCCAGGAGGCCGGCGGACACAAUCCAUCGGAGCCUCUGUCCAGCAAGUCCGGCACCGAUGAAGGCUCGGACACCUUUGUGGAGGUCGGCAUGCCGAGGAGCCCCUCGCAUUCGGCCAGCGGCAGCGAGUUAAAGCAGAUGCUGGCCUCGUGCAAGACGUCGUCAGGAAAACGGCAAGCAGUGGAACUGCUACAGGGCACCAAAAAUUCUCACCUACAUUCCGAUUGUCUGCUGUCGGACGCUGAGUCCAGUUCGUCCGACAGUCCGGUUGCCGACAAGAGGGCGCCAGGCAGCGAGAGGGCGGCCGAGAGGGCGGCGCAGCAGAACGAGCGGGAGCGCAUCCGCUUGGCUCCGCAGACCUCAUUUGCUAACAUGCAGGCAUUUGACUAUGAACAGAAAAAGCUGCUGGCAACCAAAGCUAUGUUGAAGAAACCCGUUGUGACGGAGGUGCGGACCCCGACUAAUACCUGGAGUGGUCUCGGUUUCUCCAAGUCCAUGCCGGCCGAAACCAUCAAGGAACUGAGGAGAGCCAAUCACGUGCCCUACAAGCCCAGCAUGAGCACCACCUUUGAGGGUUCCCCGCUGUCUCUGUCCCGCGCCGGCAGCCGUGAGGGCGUGGCUAACGGCAGCGACUCGGACAACUGGCGAGAGAGGAACGGCGCGUCCAACGGGCUGCAGCCCCACGCCGACUUCCCUACCGCUGUCAGCAGCCCCAAGAGGAAGCAGAACAAAUCGGCGGCUGAGCAUUACCUGAGCAGCAGCAACUACAUGGACUGCAUCUCGUCAGUGACGGGCAGCAACGGCUGCAGCCUCAAUUCCUCCCUCAAAGGUUCGGACCUGCCCGAGCUCUUCAGCAAGCUGGGCCUGGGGAAGUACACGGAUGUCUUUCAGCAGCAGGAGAUCGACCUCCAGACAUUCCUGACUCUGACCGACCAGGACCUGAAGGAGUUGGGCAUCACCACCUUUGGCGCCCGCAGGAAAAUGCUGCUGGCCAUCUCAGAACUGAACAAGAACCAGCGCAAGCUAUUCGAGCCCCCCAUCCGCUCAUCCUUCCUGGAAGGGGGCGCCAGCGGUCGCCUCUCUCGUCAGUUCCAUGCCGAGAUGGCCAGCGUCAGCGGCCGGUGGUAGACCCUCCCUUCCCGUCCCAUUUUUUAUCUUUUUUUUUUCUUUUUUGCUCGUCCGCCUCCCUCUUUCGGGCUCAGACUGUUGACAGCGGCAUCUUGUAAAAGCAUUCAAUUUGGAAGCCAUAGUUUGCCAACCGACACACGGGGGGCGGCAUUCCUGAGGUCCAGCGUUUACUCCCUUUGAGUCGAUGUGAAGCAUUUGCGUGUUUCCAAGGCGACCCGAGUAUUUCAAGGGAACAGGCAGAAGGAUUCGUACAAUCAUUUUUACCCCACUGACGCCGCUGCAGCUCUGUUGGUGACAUGCACUUUAAUUUUACGAGACUUUUGCCUGUGAACUCCUUCAUUGCUCAGAUCUAAAGAAGAAGAAUUACUAUGCAUUGGACUUAAAAAGCACAGAUGCCUUUUCUUUUUUUUUUGUGCCUAGCCUAAUGUGUCAGCACUUAGCCGGCCGGCCUCGUUGGGGGUGGAAGGGCACGGCCAGACAAAGUGCAAAAGUAGGUCAGCGCCCCAAAGUGGACCGCUCGGUGGCGUGUACCAAAAAGGGAAGUGUUUAGAUUGAGAAGGUCCCUCCCAAGUGCCUCUUGAUGCUGUGCAGCUGUUGCGACAUCUCGCCAUCCUUUGCGUCCGUGUACUCUGUAGACCAAAUUUUGUACUCUUUUAUGUUUUUGUUUUUAACGACCAUGUUAGGGGAACGGGGCGGGAUGUAUAAUGUUAAUCAGUUUACAUGUCUAUUUUGGUUUUAUACAUUACGGAUGACCUAAUAUGAUUAUUUGCUAUUCUAAUUGUCAUUUUAUGUUUCUCAGUCUGUGGAGCGCUUUGAUGGCCGCAUCUGGUUGUUUAUAACACGGGCUUUUUUUUUUUCUUCUUCUUUCCCCGCCGUCUGUUAUCUGUCAGCGUCGGCCUCUCGCCGGCCUCAGAAUCCCACAAUGCACUCCUCUGCCUUUGUCGCAGAGCAAGAACCUCACUACGGAACGUUUUGUAGCCUCAAGUGCCAGUUUUUUGGGGGGUUUUUUGGCUUGAAGAAGGGACAUUUUGCUCUGACUGCAUCUCACAGGGAACAUGAAAACUCAUUUGAAGGAACGCAAAGAAACGCUCAAAUGUCCCCCGGUCAUAUUUUGGGGUCGUCUUGAUGCCCUUGAAAAUAGCGAGAGGAUUAGACGUCAUAAUUCUCAAGAUUUGAAGGCUGGAGUUGAAACCAAAGUGCAAUUAUGUGUUGUCAUGUUAAUAUUUGACAGUAUUACAAGUUGUUUUUUGUACAUGUGUAACAAAGUGCCUUUGGAAGUUGAGCGCCUGCAUCCAAAGCAUUGAAAUCCUGACGGGAAAAACCAGCAGAAAACAAAUUAGUGCCUUGCUCCGGUUUUAUUUUUUCUUCAAAUCAAUUUUAUCAACCACUUGGGCCUAUUUAAGCCAUGUGGUUGUUAGCAACACUACAGUGCAGUGAAUCAUUUUCUGAGUUUGCCGAUGUUUUAUGUUGUUUUUUUUUUUAUAUGGAAGUCUUGAAAAAUAGCAACGAGAAGAUGGAGCUUUAUCCCGAGGCACUACACGCAAAGUGUUUGGUUCUCGUCUUAACCGGUGAAUGUUGUUGAAAAAAAGAAGCGCUUUAUCGAAGCUCUGAGCUUUUGAUGUUUUUCGGCGAAUCGUGAAGGACUUGAGGGACUUGUCCUGUCCAAGAAAAAAAUAAACGUUUACUUGCAACUCCUCACAAUAAAUCGCACAGCCUUCAGUGGGAUGCCAAAAAAAAGGGUUUUUAUUGGAAACCAUUUUUGUAGUCCAGUUCAGCGGUACAUUUAAACAACAAUUGUCAAACCACUAAAAGAAUUCUCUAACAUUUGUGUGACUGAACAAUUAUUUUUUGUCUUAGGAAAAGCUACAGUUCUGCACCAAAGGAUUUGUGCAUUGUGGCCAAAAAGCUUUUGUUAUUCCAGUUGUCUUAUUAUUGUUUAUUUUGAUAGUCAGGCAUAAAAAAAAAAAAUGUUCAAACAUUAAUAUUCUGAAGGCAAUAAAUGUAUGCAAAAUGUC